AAGUAUGAAUACCGUUAAGCAGUCGUUUACGUUAAUGUGAUAUAAUCCUAAUCACAUUGCGCUAUUCGUCUUUUACGUUACCUGAUACAUGGGACAUUUUGUGCUUGACCGACUUUGAACAUGCGAUGGAGUAGCGGAUUAUUAUCUUGACUUUUUCGACGUCCUUGGCUAAACUUUGUAAACCGGCGAAUGUUUGUCGCUGUAAAAUUAGAAACAGUGGACAACUUUAUCCCGAAUCACAUCAUCUGUAUGGGCUAUUUAGUCUUCAAGAAUUGUUUUCAGAAGGCACAAUUCACUCACUAAGUAGCCAUGAAGAGAGUCAGAACCAGUGGCGACAACGAGGCUCCCCGGCAGAAUGGCUAUGCAGGCCGAGGGAGAGGAGAGCAGCAGCAAAAUGACGGGGAUGAUGGAGACGGUGCCUUCGGCCCAGCUGACCUGCAGGACGACGAGGGUGACCCGAGCCUCAGGAGAGAAAUCCGGAGCAAGUACAGAGACCUCAUCAACUCAGUGCAACAGAAUCGAGAAGAUAUGCUGAGUCCUUCUAACAACAAACUCACAGAGGUUUUAGAACAGGCAAACAAGCUGUUUAAAGAUGUUCGGCAGGCGAGGGAAGCGGCUCUGGAUGCCCAGCUUCUUGUUGUGGCUACAGACCUGGGAAAGGAGAAAGCCAGCCAACUGUUUGUUGAGGGCACCGCUUUUGACCCCACUGCUUUUGCUGAGCAUCUGCUGUCCUUCAUGGGUCUUAAUCGCCUAGAAGAUGGGGAGGAUGCAGCAGAAUGGGGUGGAGCUGACGGCUACCUGCCACAGGAUGCCUGGCACAGAGUGGCCAGGAAAGCAGAGUGCUGUUUCAGUACAGCACCCUCCUUCCACUACAUGAUGGGUUCCUUCCAUGCAGAGCCUCCUCCUCCAAAGCAAAGGAUAGAGCGGCAAAGGAAAGCACCCACCAAGGAAGCCAAAAGGAUAAUGCCUACUCAGCUGAAGAAAAUGGAAGAGUCUCAUCAAGAAGCGACAGAGAAAGAGGUGGAAAGGGUCCUGGGACACCUGAAACGUUACUACCAAGAUGAUCCAGAAUCACCAAUAUAUUACUACGAGUUUGUCAUUGACCCCAACUCGUUUUCCCGGACAGUAGAGAACAUUUUCCACACGUCUUUUCUCAUCAGGGAUGGUUGGGCACGGAUGUAUCUGGAUAGUGCCAAAUUACCUUGUAUAGCACCUGUAGAGGAGGGGGAGGUGGAAGCUGGAGGAUCGACCAGUCGUAAACAGUGCAUCAUCUCUAUCAGCCCGAAGACGUGGAAGGAGCUUAUUGAUGCUUUUGACAUCAGAGACGCAAUGAUUCAUCCAAACACACAACAUUGAAUGACGGAUGGCACCAUUUUUCAUCAGCUUGAAUUAUAAACAUUGAUUUUAGUUGUAUUGUUAUUUUUUUCUUUUUUUUUUAUCUCUAAAAGCAGAGUUACUUGUAAACUCUUGUCAUAGUGACAAGGCAGGGAAAUUUUUCUACUGUAGAUAGUUUUAAUACUUUUACUGUUUUUAUGAGUGUAAAUAAUAAAGGCAAAUGUAAAAGCU
Molecule: messenger RNA, 1566 nt
Organism: Monopterus albus (swamp eel)
Lineage: Eukaryota; Metazoa; Chordata; Actinopteri; Synbranchiformes; Synbranchidae
Gene: nsmce4a
Product: NSE4 homolog A, SMC5-SMC6 complex component
Biological process (GO): DNA repair
Cellular component (GO): Smc5-Smc6 complex; nucleus
Source: RefSeq, a predicted model, not a curated record